UUUUACAGUCAUUGGAGUGCAGCUACUCCAGUUGUGCAGGAUCAUACUAUUGAAGUUUACCGCUGUAAGUCGCUGUUGCUGUGAUCGUCCUCUAGAUGGCAGUAGUACACAGCACACUGAUAGCGGAGGCGCUGGAGGAAAAGCUCAGAACAAGCAACAUUAAACUCGUGUUGAAGAUGAGAAGAAACAAAGAGGCUACACUUCAGCUUUUAUCAACUCUAGAGAGAUUAUUUAGCGAACACGACACAACUCCUGCCUUUCUUCAUUAUAUCCUGGCUCUUGACUGUCAAUUCCUCUGUGAAAGCGAUCAGGAAUAGCGGACUUUUACCGUGUUCAUAUGUAAACAGGCCUGAUGGAGGAGACACGCCGUCAUGAGAAAAUCAUAGAAAAUACACACUCACUGAAGAGAAAAAGCAAAAAAUGCUUCACCUGCACUCAGUGUGGAAUAAGUCUGGCAGACAAACACGGUUUCAGAAAUCACAUGAGGAUCCACACUGGAGAGAAACCAUUCACAUGCUCUCAGUGUGGGAUGAGUUUCAGAACCUCAUCAACCCAUAAUACACACAUGAUGAUCCACACUGGAGAGAGACCAUUCACAUGUUCUCAGUGUGGGAUGAGUUUCAGAACCUCAUCAACCCAUAAUAAACACAUGCUGACCCACACUGGAGAGAAACCACACCAAUGUGAUCAGUGCGGCAAAACAUUUUUGAUGGCUUCAUAUCUGAAGAAACACCUUCAAGUUCAUACAGAGGAGAGGCCUUAUUCAUGCACUGUGUGUGGAAAGAAUUUCAGACAUGAAAAUGUUUUAAGAAGUCAUCAGAAGAUCCACACCGGUGUGAGAGAGUAUGUGUGCUUUGAGUGUAAUAAGACCUUUCUUACGGCUGCAAAAUUGAAAUCACAUGUGAGGAUUCACACUGGAGAGAAACCUUACAAGUGUUCACACUGUGACAAGAGAUUCAGUCUGUUAGAAAGCCUGAAAUCACAUGAAAGGAUUCACACUGGAGAAAGACCUUACAAGUGUUCACACUGUGACAAAAGAUUCAGUACAUUAGGAAGCCUGCAAAGACAUGAGAGAAUUCACACUGGAGAGAAACCUUAUACGUGUUCACAUUGUGACCAGAGAUUCAGUCAGUUAGAAAACCUGAAAACACAUGAGAGAACUCACACUGGAGAGAAACCUUACAUGUGUUCGCACUGCGACAAGGGAUUCAGUACAUUAGGAAGCCUGAAAACGCAUGAGAGGAUUCACACUGGAGAGAGACCUUACAUGUGUUCACACUGCGACAAGAGCUUCAGUCAGUUAGAAACCCUGAAAACACAUAAACGGAUUCACACUGGAGAGAAACCUUACGAGUGUUCACACUGUGACCAGAGAUUCAGACAGUUAGCAAGCCUGAAGUCACAUGAGAGGAUUCACACUGGAGAGAAACCUUAUACGUGUUCACACUGCGACAAGAAAUUCAGUAGAUCAGGAAGCCUGAAAACACAUGAGAGGUUUCACACUGGAGAGAGACCUUACAUGUGUUUACACUGCGACAAGAGAUUCAUUGAUUCAAGGAAUCUGAAAAAACAUGAGAGGAUUCACGCUACAGAGAAGCCUUGUAACCUUGAAGGUAUAAGGGUCGCCAUAGUCUAACAAAACUGAGUAUCUGCUUUGUUUCUCUUUAGAUAAUCAAUUCAGACACCUGUAGUGAAAUUAGCUCAGUUUUUGAAUAUUAAUGAUCAACAGUAACGAGUUAUUAUUAAUUAUGAAUAUUCAGAAUUAACUUACACUCCUGAACAAAAUCUUAAGACCAGGGGAAACAUUACAGUAACUUACAUUUUGCAUAGGUAGAUCUCGAUCUCUUUCACUCAUUGUGAGAGUUUCUUUGAUGUGUGGAAGAUGUUGUCUUGGGUGGAGCUUGCAACGCAGAUCAGAGGAUAUGCAAGACGUAACUUCAAACUGAGUUUAAUUUGCUGGAAAAUAAGAAACGUGGACUCGGGCGAGUCACGUGAGUACAGAAACGCGGUCUGCCCCAUUAGGGGCUCUUCUGUGUAGACCUUCCGCCAAGACCUUUCUGUAAAGGUUUUAUGGGUGUAAGAGGUAUUUAAAGACAUUGGACAGGUGACUCUUAGGGUGCUUUCACACCUACACUUUUGUUUCGGAACGCAUCUCGUUUGCCCAGUUAGCGCGGUUCGUUUGGCAUAUGUGAACAGGGCAAUCGCGCUCUGUUCCG
Danio rerio (zebrafish) is the source of this 2216-nucleotide messenger RNA. The record is from RefSeq and is a predicted model, not a curated record. NCBI's taxonomy places the organism in Eukaryota, Metazoa, Chordata, Actinopteri, Cypriniformes, Danionidae.